UUUGUACGUCAACUAAUUGUCAUAAAUGAUAAUUUUUCAUCAUUCUAGAACAAGUUAAAUAUUUGAUCAUAUGAGUUUUUUUACGUUUUACUUUUUAUUUAAUUUAUAAAGUGCCUGUGUAAAAAUGGAAUAAAUAUUAUUUAGAAGAUAAAUCUGUUUGUGUAUAUUUCAUAUUAAUCAUGGGUAUUUUUAAUCUUUCAUCACCUUUCGAUGCUGAUAUCGAAAAAGCCACAAGUGAAAAUAACACUUCAGAACAAUGGGGAGCCAUUAUGGAUGUUUGUGAUAAAGUAGGAUCAAGUGCUGCAAAUGCCAAAGAUGCUUUACGUUCAAUUGUUAAAAGACUUUCACAUGCAGACCCUCAUGUAGUAGUUCAAGCCAUUACUCUUCUUGAUGCUUGUGUAAAUAAUUGUGGUAACAAUUUCCACUUAGAGGUGGCAUCACGUGAUUUUGAAAAUGAAUAUCGUAGAUUACUUUCAAAAAGCCAACCAGCCGUAGCUUUAAAAUUGAAGCAAUUACUAAAAAAAUGGUCAGAAGGAGAAUUUAAAUCUGACCCUCAACUGAAUUUGAUUCCAUCACUCUACAAUAAAUUGAAAAGUGAAGGUGUUGAUUUCUCUGAUGUGCAAUCUAAUACACCUAAACAACAUCCAGUAAGUAAAGAUCCAAAUGUAGUUUCAUCACAACAAGAGGAAGAUGAUAUAGCAAAAGCUAUAGAAUUAUCUCUAAAAGAUAAAAGUAAUUCAGUGCGACCACUUUCAUCAAAUUCUGCUAGUUCUUCCCUCUAUCCAUCUAUGCAACUUUCUGCACCCAUGCCUAGUACAUCAAAUAAUUCAGAGCCCCGCAAAGUCAGAGCUCUAUAUGACUUUGAAGCAGCAGAAGAUAACGAAUUGACCUUCUUAGCUGGUGAAAUAAUCCAUAUGCUAGAUGAUUCAGAUCCUAAUUGGUGGAAGGGAUAUAAUCAACAUGGAGAAGGUUUAUUUCCUGCAAACUUUGUAACUGCUGAUUUAUCAGUUGAACCAGAACAAUUUAGAAUUGAUGCUAACAAGAAAUCUGUUCAAUUUUCUGAUGCUGUUCAAACAAUGUUACAGGAUUCAUAA
Molecule: messenger RNA, 1094 nt
Organism: Ctenocephalides felis (cat flea)
Lineage: Eukaryota; Metazoa; Arthropoda; Insecta; Siphonaptera; Pulicidae
Product: signal transducing adapter molecule 1-like
Exons: 9
Coding region: 180-1094 (304 amino acids)
Biological process (GO): protein transport to vacuole involved in ubiquitin-dependent protein catabolic process via the multivesicular body sorting pathway
Cellular component (GO): ESCRT-0 complex
Molecular function (GO): phosphatidylinositol binding; ubiquitin binding
Source: RefSeq, a predicted model, not a curated record